Ipomoea nil (Japanese morning glory) is the source of this 760-nucleotide messenger RNA. RefSeq names its product E3 ubiquitin-protein ligase RHA1B-like. Bases 75 to 572 code for a protein of 165 amino acids. Gene Ontology annotation, molecular function: zinc ion binding; ubiquitin protein ligase activity. Gene Ontology annotation, biological process: protein ubiquitination. The record is from RefSeq and is a predicted model, not a curated record. Lineage: Eukaryota; Viridiplantae; Streptophyta; Magnoliopsida; Solanales; Convolvulaceae. The transcript has a single exon.
UCCCCCCUCAUAACAGUCUCCGAUCGGAGAAUUAAACGACGAUUGUACGGCGUGUUCCGUUUCACGGCGACGAUAUGGGAUUUCCGGUCGGUUAUACUGAUCUUUUCCUCCCCAAGCUACUGGUUCACGUCCUCACCCUUCUAGGCUUUCUCAGGAGAUUCAUUACCGCGAUUUUCGGCUUUCUGGGCCUCGGCGACUUCUUGGAACCCGAAAUGUCGUUCCCGGACCGGGAGGAAUCGGCGUCGGAGCUCCACUCCGUCUCCGCCGCCCUGAUCCGGGAGCUCCUGCCGGUGGUGAAGUUCUCGGAGCUGGUGGACCCGCCCGAGAGCUGCGCCGUGUGCUUGUACGAAUUCGACGGCGAGGAUGAGAUCCGACGGCUGACGAAUUGCCGCCACAUCUUCCACCGCAACUGCCUCGACCGCUGGAUGGACCACGAUCAGAAAACGUGCCCGCUCUGCCGGACGCCGUUCAUACCGGAAGAUAUGCAGGAGAGCUUCAAUGAGAGACUGUGGCUCGCCUCCGGGAUUUCCGAUUUCUACGGCGAUUAUCCGACGGUCGCCGCCGGUUUGUAGUGGCCGCAAUCUUUUUUUUUUUUUUUAAUAUAUAAAAAAUAUAUAAUAUAUAUUUUCUUUUGUUUUCUUUUAUUAAAAUAAUGUACAGAAUGUAUAACGAGGAAAAAGAAAGAAUGUAGAAUUGUAGAGUUGUAGUUGUCAAUUUUGAAAAUAUGCUAAUGAAAUUCACAAUUACUCUUCUUCUUUUU